UAAUCUAAUAUUUUUCUCUUUUUUUUGUAAUGGGGAGUUCCUGGAAUAGAAGGCGGAUUCAGUGACGGGUGGAAGAUAUAUAUGUGAUGGAGAUCAAAAUGGACGAGAACGAAUUUCCAGAUUCUGAUGAAGAAUAUGAUUUCGUGACAAAUGAUUUGAGCAAAGCCUCGGGGUCGUCGAAUGAAAUACCUAGAGAACCUGCACCAGUAAAUAAAAAUGGUACUUCAUCAUUGGUGUCAGCAUGCCUUACGGAUGAUGAUUUUCCCACAGAGGAUGAGAUCAAUUCCCUCGAGGAGUCAAUUUCCACCUCGUCAGCCCAAAAAGCUCCCCCAGAGAAGGGAAAGAAACGCACUUUCGAGGAACUGCGAAAGGACGUGGCAGAGCUCCUCGAUGAUGGCUCAACUGCCUCAAACUUUGACUUGGCACCUGAUGAUUUUCACGAUUUCGAGAGACAUGAUAAGAGACCUCGUUGGAAUCAGCCGGAGGAAGUGAUAGCGACAAUUCUCGAAGAGCUGCGGAGGAAACGAUUGAUGCGCGCGGGAAAGGACCCAGAGGUGACACGAAUCUCCCAGAGAUUGACUCCCAGGGAGACGGUGUCCCUCAAGAUUCCAUCCUGGAAUUUCGUGGCACUGACGAGACCCGCGGACUCUCAGAGAGUUUACGUUAGACUUCGGCCGAAGGAGUCAGUGAAAAUCGUGGGGAUUGCGUCAACAUCAGGUCUUCUCACAGUUAAUUACGAGAAAUUGAAGGAGGAGGCAGAGAAAAUACUCAUUGAGAAAGCGAAGAGGGAGAGCCUGUCUGUCCCUGAGGUCCAGGAAGAAGCAACAUCGGUAGCUGAUGAACUCUGGGUGGACAAAUAUCGUCCCAAGUCAUACAGGGAGCUAUUAUCAGAUGAGACUGUUAAUCGCAACUUUUUACGCUGGAUUAAACUCUGGGACAAAAUUGUCUUUGGGCGUGAACCCUUGAAGAAACAUGGGCUUAAGAAGCACGUGGAGAAAUCUGGGUGGAAGAAGUUUGGGAAGAAGGAGGAGGUGGAGCUGGUGGACAAGAGGGGAUUCCCUGUGCACAAGAUCGCGAUGCUAGCUGGUCCUCCUGGAUUGGGAAAAACUACUCUGGCUCAUCUAGUGGCAAGACAUGCUGGGUACAAUGUUGUGGAGAUUAAUGCCAGUGAUGAGAGAACUCCAGAGGCUUUCAGACAGGCACUGAUGUCCUCAACCCAGAUGAGAUCCGUGAUGGGAGCAGACCCCAGGCCCAACUGUCUAGUCCUCGACGAAAUUGAUGGUGCCCCAGUAGCUUCUGUCGAACUCCUCUUGAAAUUUGUUCAAGGGAAAUUAACAGGUAAAGGUAAAAAAUCGAAAGAACUCUCUGCAAAGGAUAAUGAGUAUUGCAAGAGGCCUGUCAUUUGCAUUUGUAAUGAGGCAUACACCCCGUCAUUAAGAUCUCUCCGACAAAUGGCGUACAUAAUAAAUGUCCCGAAGGUCUCUCCAGCGAACCUGGCAGAUCGUCUAGCCACGAUAGCCCGUCGUGAACACCUGAAUAUUGAUCUGGGCACCUUAAUCCAAUUGGCAGAGAAAUCUGGUUGUGACAUUCGAGCCUGUCUGGGUGCCCUUCAGUACCUGGGGACAGACUGCGGCAAAUCCAGUCACAGUCUGGCUGACAAAGACAUGAAGAAAACCAUCUUCGAGGCGUGGAGAGAAAUUCUCAAGAUUCCUAUGGUCAGGACUGGCCCUCUGACCCCUAGGGAACGAGCCCAGAGGAUCCUGCAAGUAUCCUACGGUGAGAACACUGAGAGAUUGACCCAGGGGGUCUUCGAGAACUAUCCCCCGAACUGUCACGAGAAGAUGACUAAAGUAGCGACGUCGUUGGAAUGGUUUGAGCUGUACGACAGAAUCACAACAGUCAUCAAUACAAAACAGGACUGGACAGUGGCUCCAUACACUGGCUAUUGCUUUGUCAAUUGGCACUUUGGCUUCGCUGGAACAGUUAAUCCUAAGUUGUCGUAUCCCCAUGCAGCAACAGACGUCUGGCAGAAGACCACGAAGACCAUGGGAAUAUUGGCAGUCGCCAGAAAGUCUCGAGGGCAAGACACUACGACCAUUAUCCUGGAUAUCGCGCCUUCUCUGUUUGAGAUUUUGAAUCCAAAGCUGAGAUCAGUGGCCAGCAAUCUCUACUCAACUAAAGAGAAAAUCGAACUUGAGAGACUGAUUGAUGUCAUGCUUAAUCUGGGGAUCUCCUUCGUCCAGGAGAAGAGUGAGGAUGGAGCUGUGGAUUACAAGAUUGAGCCUGAUUUGUUCGAGGUGGGAAUUUUCCCCGAAUGCAAGACCCGGAGGGGAUUGUCGUAUGCUGUUAAACAGAUUGUUGCUCAGGAGCUUGAGGUGGAGAGGCUCAAAAGAGCUACUCUUGCCCGGGGUGCCUCCAGCAAUCCUGAAGGGUCCAAAACUCCUCAGGGAGUGAAUGAAACACCUGAGAUCAUACCGUCAGUUAAUGCAUUCAGACCGAACCAUAUCAGUGAAAUGGAGAGGAUUGUUACUCCCAAAACAACGAAAUUCCGAAACUUUUUUGAGGGAUUCAAGAAACCUGUCGUUGAUACUAAUCCCGAAACUUCGCCGAAGGCGGAGAAACCUGGAAAAAAGUACAGGAAUUUAGUCGCCAAGUAUGGAGUUUGGUACAAGUAUAAAGAAGGAUUCAGUAAUUCAAUUCGAAGGAAUGUGUCCCUAGAAGACAUUUUGUAAAAAUAUUGUAAUGAUUAUUAAUUUUUUUAUGACUCUAGUUCAGUGAUUGUAUCCGAUUAUUUAUACAGAUAGUUUUGUAAAAAAAUGUAUUAGGAAGAUGUAUGUAGAGAGAGACGAUAAUUUUGUAUAAUAAAUUUGUGACAAUAAAAAAUUUUAGGAAUGAA
Fopius arisanus is the source of this 2896-nucleotide messenger RNA. It is a transcript of the gene cutlet, whose product is annotated as chromosome transmission fidelity protein 18 homolog. Gene Ontology annotation, molecular function: ATP binding; ATP hydrolysis activity. Bases 87 to 2732 code for a protein of 881 amino acids. The record is from RefSeq and is a predicted model, not a curated record. The transcript is spliced from 3 exons. Lineage: Eukaryota; Metazoa; Arthropoda; Insecta; Hymenoptera; Braconidae.